CCCAGGGCCGGGUCCGAGGCGACGGGAUGAGCUGCGGGGGCGGAGCGCCAACUCCAGCAGGAAGAAAGAGAUCGCGACGCGCGGGCGAAGCGCGCUGGCGCUAGGAAGAAAGAGGGACAUCCCCCACGCAGCGCCACCGCUGGCGCAAGUACCGGUCCCCAAGGCGGGAACCGAGCGGCCCGGCCCGCGCCCACCACCUCGCGACCCGCACUCCGCGGCAGGAUCCAUGGUGGCAUGAAAACGCUCCCCAACGAUGUGAGCAAGGUGCUAGGCUCAUUGACCCUGUGAGAGCAGAAGGUCUGGACCCUCAGCUUGGAGUGCUCAGACCCCCACGCCUCCCUCGCACCACUCCAUCUGCAAGCAUCACCAUGGCAGCCCAGAAUGGAAACACUAGCUUUGCACCCAACUUUAAUCCACCCCAAGACCAUACCACUUCCCUUCCCUUCAACUUCAGUUACGGUGAUUACGACCUCCCUCUGGAUGAGGAUGAGGACAUGACCAAGACCCGGACCUUCUUUGCAGCCAAGAUUGUCAUCGGUGUGGCACUGGCAGGCAUCAUGCUGGUGUGCGGCAUCGGCAACUUUGUCUUCAUCGCUGCCCUCGCCCGCUACAAGAAGCUGCGCAACCUCACCAACCUGCUCAUUGCUAACCUGGCCAUCUCUGACUUCCUGGUGGCCAUCAUCUGCUGCCCCUUUGAGAUGGACUACUAUGUGGUGCGCCAGCUCUCCUGGGAGCACGGUCACAUGCUCUGUGCCUCUGUCAACUACCUGCGCACCGUCUCUCUCUACGUCUCCACCAAUGCCCUGCUGGCCAUCGCUAUCGACAGGUACCUGGCCAUCGUUCACCCCCUGAAGCCCCGGAUGAACUGCCACACGGCCUCGCUCCUGAUCGCCCUAGUGUGGGCGGUGUCCAUCCUCGUCGCCGUCCCCUCGGCCUACUUCGCCACAGAAACCGUGCUCUUCAUCGUCAGAAAGCAGGAGAAGAUCUUCUGCGGCCAGGUCUGGCCCGUGGACCAGCAGCCCUACUACAGGUCCUACUUCCUCUUCCUCUUCGGCCUGGAGUUCGUGGGCCCCGUGGUCGCCAUGGCCGUGUGCUACGCCCGGAUCUCCCGCGAGCUGUGGUUCAAGGCGCUGCCCGGGGUGCAGACGGAGCAGGCGCGCAGGCGGCUGC
Galeopterus variegatus (Sunda flying lemur) is the source of this 1170-nucleotide messenger RNA. Its product is annotated as prokineticin receptor 2. Lineage: Eukaryota; Metazoa; Chordata; Mammalia; Dermoptera; Cynocephalidae. The transcript has 3 exons. Gene Ontology annotation, cellular component: membrane. Gene Ontology annotation, biological process: neuropeptide signaling pathway. The annotation marks the transcript as partial. Gene Ontology annotation, molecular function: neuropeptide receptor activity. The record is from RefSeq and is a predicted model, not a curated record.